Messenger RNA from Thamnophis elegans (Western terrestrial garter snake), 1562 nucleotides. Its product is annotated as centrosome-associated protein CEP250-like. The coding region runs from base 1 to 1350 and encodes 449 amino acids. The record is from RefSeq and is a predicted model, not a curated record. NCBI's taxonomy places the organism in Eukaryota, Metazoa, Chordata, Lepidosauria, Squamata, Natricidae. The transcript is spliced from 8 exons.
AUGACAGGGCCUACCCCUAAAAAGUGCAGUAGGCCUACCCCUGCAGCCAAAAGUGUUAGGGUGGAUGCCUCCAAGGUGGUUGUUCUACAAUCACAGCUAUCACUGGAACGGAAGCAGAAGCAGAAUUAUAUCAUCAGCUGUACUAAAACAAAUCAGGAGCUUUCAGAUUUGCAUCAAGAGCUUGUAAACUCUUUAGCUGUUGUGGCUAGAAAACCUGAGGCAACUGUUUUGGAAUCAGAGACUCGCGGGCUUGAUGAAACCUUGAAUAAUAGUUUCACAUUUGGAACUGUAGGCUCAGACAGGGUCUUAUCUGGAAAACAUCUACCAAGCUCAACACCAAAAGUGUUCAUCAGAAGCCCACAAGAACAAAUAAACCAACUGAAAAAACAAAAACUACAAGAAACUACUUUUGGUAUUCUGGGACAACUCAAAAUAUUCUUUAAGAGGCAACAAGAAGAAAUUGAGUCCCUGAAAGAGCAAUAUGAAAAGAAUACAGAAGAGAAUGUAAGGCUAAUAAAAGGAUUGCAAGCAGAACUCCAACAAGCAAAACAAGCUUUAAAAAAUGGAGAAUGGCAGAUCAAAUAUUUAAAGAACAACCUUCAGCAAGUUCAACAACAGGAGGCACAGACAAAAUUUAUCUUGGAUAAACUGCAUCUUACUAGGUCUUCCCUUCACGACAAAGAAAAGGAAAUAAAAUCCUUACAAACACGUAUCAAGGAACUCUCAAAACAGAAAGAGGAAGUACAGCAUACUGUUUUAAGUCUACAGCAGGAUCUGGAUACGAUUAACCGGUUGUAUGCAGAGAAAGAAGAAGAACUAGCUAAAAGCAAGGUUAUUAAGGAAAAGGACCAGUGCUUGCAAUGGCAGAAGGAAAAGAUCGAACAUUUGGAAAAUGAGAAAAUAAUAAACAGACAAGAAUUGAAUCAUAUGAUAGCUGUUCUAAAACAGACAGAGAGUGGUGAGAUAGAAUGGAAGCAAAAGGCCCAGAGGUUGGAUUUGACCCUUGCCCGAAGUGAAGAGGCUAUGAGAAUUUUAAAGGAGGAAAUGGCUGUUACACAGAGCAUGGUUUCAGAAAGGGACGUGGAUAGAUUUCAUCUCCAGGAACAAUUGGAUACAGCUUUUAAAUCUCUGAAGGAGUCAAGAUUCAUUAUUGAAACUGUGGUGGGAGUUUCUGAUCUGCUAUGCAGUGAAAAUGAUAUACCAGGGGUACAGCAUAAUGAGGCCGGAAAGGCUUUGAAAAAAGAAGGACAGCUGACAUGGAUGGCUGAAAAACGACUCUUGUAUAAGCUUUUACAACUUCUGCAGCAAGCUGUGGCCAGAUUGGAGAAUGAUAAAUAUGGUUUAGAAUAGCAGAAUGCUCAAUUGAGAGAUGCAUUGCAACAGGUAGAACAUGAACGAAGGAAACUGAAAAGCUGUCAUAGAGACUUUUCUAAAGAAACCCAGAUUCUCCAAAAGCAACUGGCAGAGUUACAAAAACAGGUGGUUGUUCUACAAUCACAGCUAUCACUGGAACGGAAGCAGAAGCAGAAUUAUAUCAUCAGCUGUACUAAAACAAAUCAGGA